ACCCUUGCAAUUUCAGUACUCUCUCUAUCUCUCUCAUCACACAAAUACAGAAGACCGCCCCGUGCGAUUCCUCUUAUCUUUUUCUCGUCGUCUAUCUCUCCACCGUCGUUGGCUACUUUCGCCACCUCCUUACCUCUACCCUUUCAAAACUGCCGCCCACAAGCAUCCAUUUUUCUCAAUAUUUCCCUCAUUUUUUUUAAUCGGAUUCUAAAUUUCUUAAUCUCUUAAUUUGUCGUUUUCGGUGGCUGUUAAAUAUCAUUUGACGAAUAGAAUUUCCUUAAUGCCCAUUUGAGAUCGAACGGUGCUUUUGGAUUUAUGAUCUUCCUUCUAAAUGUGUUAUUCAAAAUCACAGGGUUUUGUGUAAGAAAGAAAUCUUGGUACAUAUUCCCCUGAGAUUUAUAAUUAAAACUUGUAAAUUGUUGUUUCGUUUUUGGUAGGUAAGUGUGCAAUUGAAUUCUAGUUGAAUCGCGUUUAAUUACCGUUUCCUGUAUUUACAAAUUCUUGGAUCUCGAAAGCAUUAUCCGUUUUUGAAUUCCUCGCCAAUUCAGAUCCUUCCUAUACGUCCCUUUUGUUGUACCGACAAUAUAAUUAAGGGUUUGGUGGUGGUAGUUGAUGAAUGGGAGUGAUAUGUACAGCGUAGAAGAUAGAGAUAAGAGAAAGAGGUUUGGGAUUGGUAUUGGAAUUGGAAUUGGAGUUAAGAUCAGGGCAAUGGGAUUGAAGACAUUAGGGGAGAGUAGAGUAGAAAAAUUGAAGGCAAAUGCAAGGUCUCCAAAAAUGAAGUUGUGGAUAAUUAGGGCCACAACAAUGGUGUUAUUGUGGACUUGUUUGGUUCAGUUGACAGCUUUAGGUGAUACAUGGGGACCUAGGGUUUUAAGGGGUUGGCCUUCUUCUGUCACUCAAGAUUCCCAUUCUUUAGAUGUCAAGUUUUUGCCCAGUGGUCCUGCUAGGGUUCUUCCUCCCAAGAGGGUUUACCAAAACAAUGGUUACCUAAUGGUUUCAUGCAACGGAGGACUCAAUCAAAUGCGAUCUGCAAUUUGUGAUAUGGUUGCGAUUUCAAGAUUUUUAAAUGUUACACUUAUAGUUCCCGAGCUCGAUAAAACGUCAUUCUGGGCUGAUCCAAGUGAGUUUGAGGACAUUUUUGAUGUCGAUCAUUUCAUUACUUCAUUGAGAGAUGAGGUACGGAUACUUAAGCAACUUCCUCCAAGGCUUAAAAAGAGAAUGGAAUUGGGAUACGUGCAUACCAUGCCUCCCGUUAGCUGGUCCGAUAUUUCUUAUUAUCAUAACCAGAUUCUUCCUUUGAUUAAGAAAUUCAAAGUUGUGCAUUUGAAUAGAACAGAUGCUCGGCUUGCGAAUAAUGGUCAACCCCUAGAACUUCAGAAGCUAAGGUGUCGAGUAAAUUUCAAUGCUUUGAGAUUUACUCCUCAGAUAGAAUACUUGGGUAGGCGUGUGGUGCAACUUUUGAGAAAAAACGGCCCCUUUCUAGUGCUACAUCUUAGAUAUGAAAUGGACAUGUUAGCAUUUUCUGGAUGCACUCAAGGAUGCAAUCCUGAUGAGGUGGAUGAGUUGACCAGAAUGAGAUAUGCAUACCCAUGGUGGAAAGAAAAGAUUAUUAACUCUGAGUUGAAAAGAAAAGACGGGUUAUGCCCUUUGACUCCUGAGGAAACUGCCCUUACUCUAAGGGCACUUGACAUUGCUAGUGACAUUCAGAUUUAUGUGGCGGCUGGUGAAAUAUAUGGUGGUCAAAGGAGAAUGGCCAGCCUUGCAGCCGCUUUUCCAAAACUGGUUAGAAAAGAGACGUUAUUAGGAGCAGAUGACCUACAAUUUUUCCAGAACCAUUCGUCACAGAUGGCAGCAUUGGACUAUCUUGUAUCAUUAGAAAGUGACAUUUUUAUCCCUACUUAUGAUGGGAACAUGGCCAAAGUUGUAGAAGGCCAUCGCAGAUACUUGGGUUUCAAGAAGACGAUAUUAUUGGAUAGAAAGCUUCUGGUUGAAUUGAUAGACGGAUACACGAGUGGUUUGUUGAGUUGGGAGGAAUUCUCAAGUGCUGUGAAGGAUGCACACAUGGCACGAAUGGGGAGCCCUAAAAAAAGAAAAGUUGUUCCUGAAAGACCAAAAGAAGAAGAUUACUUUUAUGCAAAUCCAGAAGAGUGCUUGCAGCCAUUAGUAGACAUAGACCCUGUGACUCUGAGCAUCCUAAGAUGAGUAGGCUCUUGUGGAAUAUUUAGGUCAGUAUCUUUAUCAGAGGCCUCAUCAAGAUGGAAGAUUGUGGUUCAUUAUGGUUCACUGCCUUCGAGCCAGUGGUGCUAGAGGUGGGUCAAUCUUGAAUGAGGCGGCAGGUGGUGGUGGUAGUGGUGGUGGGUGGUGGACUUCCAUGUUGUUGACCAUGUUUUCGUAGGGCUGAGAAGGGGUUUAUUAUUAGUAUCCUUUUUUUUGGCUUACAUAUUAUUGGUAAUAAUGCAGAUUCAUGUAUAGGAAUUAGUAAUUACCCUGGCAUUGCAGGGUUAUAUCUUCGGCCUUGAAACUACCGAUGUAUCACAUUGAUUCGAAAUAUAGAUUUAUUUUUGCCCGGUAA
Molecule: messenger RNA, 2572 nt
Organism: Lactuca sativa (garden lettuce)
Lineage: Eukaryota; Viridiplantae; Streptophyta; Magnoliopsida; Asterales; Asteraceae
Product: rhamnogalacturonan I rhamnosyltransferase 1
Cellular component (GO): cytoplasm
Source: RefSeq, a predicted model, not a curated record